CUUUUACAAUGUUGGCAGGCCAUUCCAUUGAUGUCCAGCGUUAGCGGGUAUGCAUAUUCUUCAUGACCUCAGGGUGAAGUGAAGGAAAUAAGCCAACUAGCAAAAUUCAUGCAAUUUUACUUCGCAUAAACAGCCAUACCUUUGUCACGCUGUUAUCCAUCCCUGUGCCAUUGCGUAAUUUACCCUGCCAAGGCGGUUAGGGGCUAGGCUUAUAAGCGUUGCUCGCGCGUGAUGUCCCGGACUAUCGGCCACUUGCCUUGCUGCUUUAGUUCUAGCGGAAACUGCUGCUAGGAUGGUCCAGGUGUACAGGGAGCCGCUCUGCAGACGCUAUUAUGGUUCACUUUUGGGCGAAGCAGCUUUAUUUCGGGCCGGUGCAUACCUGGCAGCAAUCGUGCUGGCCCUCGUAGUUGCGUACGCCACAGGGGGUUUCUGGGUCAGGAUCAAACCUACAAACGUGCAAGCAACUGUACACUACACCAACGACGCCCUUCUGGUGUUCGAGGGCCUUCAAAGCGGCCAGACCCUGGUCUGGAGCACGUCCCAGGCAAUAAAUGCCGAGUUCUCGGCACACUAUGUUCCCGCCAUUGUGGAGGUCUCGGAGGAGGAUAUUAACGAUGAUGGCAAGCCAGAUUUCAUUAACUUUAGAGCCUCCAUUGGGGCGGGCUUUCCCAUACACAGCGUUAAGGCGCUGCUGCAGUUUCACUACUCGCUGUCGGGCAAUAUCAAGCUCGACAUGUACAGCCUGGGCUACCUUGCGCACAGCUCACCGGUCCAGGGCUCCGUGCUGUUCGCCGACGGGGAGUUGGUGCUCCAAGCGAAGAACCAAAUUCGUGACCGGCAGUACAACGCCAUUUACAACGUGCCAAUGUUGAAUUCAACCACCCCGAGCGUGCAAGUGGCGGUGCAGCCAACUAUCGAGUUCGAGCUACAGAGCAUACUGAAAGCAUACCUCGACCGUAACUACACAACCUUGUACACCAACCAAUACCCAGUUUGGAUGGGAGGGUCGCGCAACGGCUUCGAGCUGGACAUGCGAAUACGGAUCCCGCCCAACCAGAUAGUGCACUACAGGCCGCAAGUGAUUGAGAUGUUGAAGGGUGGAUGGAUUCAGUGGUUGGCUACCUUCAUAGUUCUCUGGUACCUCCUCCAGUGGGCGGAGUGGUUUGUCUUCGUAUUCCGGCUUGUCGAAACGCGCGUUGUCUUGGAUACUCAACCUAAGCGGCAACGCUUCUGAAGCUUUUGCUUGCCCUUCGCCAGGCGCGAAGACGUCUAGACGGC
Astrephomene gubernaculifera is the source of this 1278-nucleotide messenger RNA. Lineage: Eukaryota; Viridiplantae; Chlorophyta; Chlorophyceae; Chlamydomonadales; Astrephomenaceae. The record is from the annotation of a GenBank genome assembly.